Molecule: messenger RNA, 2577 nt
Organism: Psammomys obesus (fat sand rat)
Lineage: Eukaryota; Metazoa; Chordata; Mammalia; Rodentia; Muridae
Gene: Tagap
Product: T cell activation RhoGTPase activating protein
Exons: 10
Coding region: 136-2274 (712 amino acids)
Biological process (GO): signal transduction; regulation of Rho protein signal transduction
Molecular function (GO): GTPase activator activity
Source: RefSeq, a predicted model, not a curated record
UCAGAGUGUCAUGCUGUGUCUCCGGUUUUUCACAGUUCGCUGGAGGUAAAGGAGCUCAGGCUGAAAACUCUCCUGUGACAGAAUCAAAGCCUCGCCAUAGUGAAAUUCCCCACUGGACUGUCAGCCCCGACUCCAAUGAAGCUGAUAAGCAGCCUUGAUGUUUCAAAAACACUUAAUGCCAAUAACAUGGAGACAUUAAUUGAAUGUCAGUCAGAGGGUGAUAUCAAGGCGCUUCCCCUGCUGACAUCAUGUGAGAGUGAAGACAGCAUUUGCCAGCUAAUUGAAGUUAAGAAGAGGAAGAAAGUGCUGUCCUGGCCCUCUCUCAUAAGAAAGCUUUCUCCUUCCUCCGACUUCUCUGGAUCAUUGGAACCAGAGCUGAAAGUGUCACUGUUUGAUCAACCCUUGUCAAUCAUCUGUGGGGAAAAUGACACACUUCCCAGGCCCAUCCAGGAAAUCCUCACCAUCCUCUGCCUUAAGGGCCCUUCAACUGAAGGAAUAUUCAGGAAAGCUGCCAGCGAGAAAGCCCGCAAGGAGCUGAAAGAAGAGCUUAACUGCGGGGCCUCUGUGGAUCUGAACCAGCUGCCUGUGCACCUCCUGGCUGUGGUCUUCAAGGACUUCCUCCGAGGAAUCCCCCUCAAGCUGCUUUCCUGUGACCUCUUUGAGGAGUGGAUGGGUGCCCUGGAGAAGCCGAGCGAGGAGGACAGAAUUGAGGCCUUAAAGCAGGUUGCCGACCGCCUCCCCCGGCCCAACCUCCGGCUGCUCAGACACUUGCUCUGUGUGCUGCACCUCAUCAGCAGGAACGCCGAGGUCAACAAGAUGGAUUCUAGCAAUCUCGCCAUCUGCAUCGGGCCCAACAUGCUCACUCUGAAGAAUGAUCAGGGCCUGUCUUUCCAGGCCCAGAAGGACCUGAACAAUAAGGUUAAGACAUUGGUGGAAUUCCUCAUUGACAACUGCUUGGAAAUAUUUGGGGAGAACAUUCCGACACAUCCCCGCAUCACUUCCGAUGACUCUCUGGAACACACUGACGGUUCAGAUGUGUCAACUCUGCAGAAUGACUCAGCUUAUGACAGCAAUGACCCAGAUGUGGAGCCCACGAAUGCCAUCGCCUCUCCCAGUAGGCAGCUGGAGGGGCCCACUGCCACAGUGGCUGUCCUUGAAACCCGGAGCCCACAGGACACCAGUGAGUCAAGCUUGGAGCCAAAUUUUAGCAUGGUAGCCAGGUUGAAGAGCUCCAUUGGCCAGCAAGACAGGCGGUUCUCUGAACCCAACAUGUCACCCUCACAAGAGUGCCUCAUGGAACGAAUGACAAAGCAGAAGCUAACGAAGAGUGAGGAUGGCUUCACCAUGCCCCAGGAGGCCUGUUUUGAAGGUGAUGAGGCUGAAGACCCAUUUACAGAGGAAGUCUUCCCAGCAGUUGAAGGCAAGCCCAAAAGACCAGUGGAUUUGAAGGUAAAGAACUUGGUCCAAGGUUUAGCAUCAUCACAGGGACUGGUACACAAAGCUUUCUCUAGUGUCUCCACGGUUGAAUCUUUGGACAGCUCACCUGCGCCUUCUCCUUCAUGUCCCAAAAGAAACUUCUUCACCAGACACCAGAGUUUCACCACAAAGAUGGACAAGCUCAAACCCCAAAGAGAAGUUCGAAAGCACUCAAUGUCAUUUUCCUUUGCCUCUCACAAAAAAGUCCUGGCCCGGACCUCCAGCAUUGGGUCUGAGAAAUCCAAAAACUUUUCUAGAGACCAAAUCAAAGAUUUGAGGAAAGAAAGCCAGCUUGCUGGAAGAAUCAUCCAGGAAAAUGAAUCAGCAAUCCAAAGCCAAACAACUCUGGGCUUCAGUUUGUCCAGAACCUGGGCUGUCUCAGUUGAUAACAUGUUCCAGCUAGUUGAUGUGAGAAAGCCAGGAAGCCCUCCUUCUUAUGAAGAGGCCAUUCAUUGCCAGACAUCCGGACUCACAGCCUACGCUGGCCAGACGGUUGGAAGUAUGAGAGAGAGGAUGCUCAAAUGGAGCACAGCGUUGACCCCUCUGCCUUCUCACCACGGAGGCGACCACAGUGAAGGGACACCUGGUGGACACAGGUUGUCUCCCAUGACUGAACACUGGAAACAGAGUCAGACUGUCAGUGUCUCUGUGGAAACUCAGGGGAGAUCUGAGCUGCACCGAUUGAGGACCAUGUCGGAGUCCGUGCAGAAGGCCAAGCUGGACUGUCUCAGACAACAGCACAGCCACAUGGUCUUUGAGGCCAACCGACUCCAAUGUGCUAAAGAAUCCUACAUUUAGGAGGGAGACCUUGGACCAUGGCUAACUUGUAUGUGGAGACGGGACUGCCCAGAGAACUGCCUGCUAAGUCUGUUUUUCAAAAGGUCGUGAAUAAGCUCAUUCAGAAUGUCGUGCAGAGCUGUCCUCUGUGAGGGGGGCUUACACAGUGACACCAGAGGGUGUCUGUGUGUAACUGGGUUUGUGCAAUAUGUAGUAAAUGUAUAAAAUGUAUUACAUACAAGGUAUUAGAUGCAAAGGGUAUUUACGUAUACCCCUUCAUGCAUGCAUUUCUGUACUUUAUAUAUAUAUACAUACAUACAAUUA